Messenger RNA from Andrographis paniculata, 3559 nucleotides. Its product is annotated as rho GTPase-activating protein 7-like. Gene Ontology annotation, biological process: signal transduction. The transcript is spliced from 22 exons. The coding region runs from base 554 to 3148 and encodes 864 amino acids. Lineage: Eukaryota; Viridiplantae; Streptophyta; Magnoliopsida; Lamiales; Acanthaceae. The record is from RefSeq and is a predicted model, not a curated record.
GAUGGCAAGACGAACAGUGGUUGCGAUUUAGGGCAGAGAGAGAGAGAGAGAGACAAAAAAACAAAUUGGAAAAUAAAAAUUGAAUCUUGGGAGUCAGUCGCGGCCAAAAUGGGGUGAUAAAGCAGACAUUAGACUAAUGUUAAUGGCCGGGUGUGGAAUUAUUUAGUAUUAUAAUUACUUUCGCACAACUACUAUUACAAUAGCUUCCCACCUAAUCCGCCAUUUCUGCCCACUCGCACGAACACUGGGCGACAUACAAGCAAGGGAAAAAGGGGGUCAGGCUUGCGGGGAAAGUUGCUCUAGUUGGUUGCUGCUCGAUAGCUCCUCCAUCCAUCCAUCCAUCCAUCCAUCUCCUUUUUAAAUUAUUACUGUGAAUUGUCGAAAUGAGAAAGUGGAAAAGGGGAAAGUGAAGAAGCCCUUGCACCUCCGAUUAUUCAUCUCCAUUGUGCAGAUCUUAUCGGAUUCUGUGGCCAGAGUUCGAUCUCGGUCGACCAGAGAGUGAAUCGCAGUUGAAGGAUGUUGACUCCGCUCUGAAAUCGGGGAGAAGAGCGAAAUGUCGGCAUCUCUCGCCGCAAUUGAGCGCCCUCGUGCUGUGAACUCGAAUUCGAUAUUCAAGAGUGGGCAUCUGCUUAUAUCUUCCAAAGGGUUGGGGUGGACAUCUUGGAAGAAGCGAUGGUUUAUCCUUACACGCACCUCAUUGGUGUUCUUCAAGAAUGAUCCUAGUGCACUUCCGCAACGUGGUGGCGAAGUAAAUCUGACUUUAGGUGGCAUAGACUUGAACAAUUCGGGGAGUGUUGUAGUUAGAGAAGAUAAGAAACUGCUCACUGUUUUGUUUCCUGACGGACGCGAUGGACGAGCAUUUACUCUUAAGGCAGAGAAUUUGGAGGACUUAUAUGACUGGAAGACAGCCCUCGAAAAUGCUCUUACACAAGCACCAAGUGCUGCGCUUGUGAUGGGACAUAAUGGGAUAUUCAGAAGUGAAACUAACGAUACAAUCGAAGGCUCCUUUCAUCAAUGGAGAGAUAGGCGCCCGGUAAAAUCUUUGGUUGUUGGACGCCCAAUUCUACUUGCUUUAGAGGAUAUAGAUGGAGGGCCAUCCUUCUUGGAAAAAGCACUUCGGUUUCUUGAGAAAUAUGGUAUUAAGGUAGAAGGAAUUUUGCGGCAAUCUGCAGAUGUUGAGGAAGUGGAGCGACGAGUCCAAGAAUAUGAAAAAGGCAAGACUGAAUUCGGUCCCGAGGAGGAUGCCCAUGUCAUUGGCGACUGUGUUAAGCACGUUCUUCGGGAAUUACCUUCAUCCCCUGUUCCUGCAUCGUGCUGUACUGCUUUGCUUGAAGCCUACAAAAUGGACCGGAGGGAGGCUCGAUUAAAUGCACUACACUCUGCAAUACGAGAGACAUUUCCUGAACCCAAUCGACGCCUCCUACAAAGAAUACUUAAGAUGAUGCAUACGAUUUCCUCGCAUUCUUCUGAGAAUCGGAUGACUCCAUCAGCGGUUGCGGCUUGUAUGGCUCCACUACUUCUGCGCCCUCUUUUAGCCGGUGAAUGUUCGGAGGAUGAUUACGAUGUUGAUGGAGAUAGUUCUGCUCAGCUUCUGGCUGCCGCCAAUGCAGCCAACAAUGCCCAAGCGAUUAUUACAACGCUCCUGGAGGAGUAUGAGAAUAUAUUUGAUGAUGAUAAUCUUCAGAGAUGCUCCAUGUCUGCCGAUUCUCAGACUGAUAGCAGUGGAAGUGAAGAUACAAGUGAUGACGAGCAUCCCGACGUUAAAAUCAAUGGCUAUCACGAUGCUGAAAACGAGGUCGACCCUGAGGCAGAUUAUGACCGUAACCGUGACCGCAGACUCAGCGGGAAGUUAAGUGAAAGCAGCGGCUCUGCUGCCUGUGAUCUCUACGAGGCAAUCGAAAAUGAUGAUUCGGACCAUGGAUUGCCCACGAAGGAUCAGACUUCAGCAACAAAAUCGAACAAAAGUUUGGACACUACACACCUUGCCGAUUCUAAUCUUUUAGCUAAUGGGCAACCAGACAAACAGAAGGUGGUGUCUGAAAGCACGAUCGAUGCUUCUGCCGAACAUAGCAAUGAAUCACAGCAGUCUGUUGGAAAUAUUUCGUCAUCUGUGGAUCAAGAGCUACGGCAAUCCAUUCCUGGGCCUGAACUAAUGGCUGAAAAGUCAUUGCUCAAACUUCCGACUUCUAAUUUCAGCACUAAGAAAUCAACCUUCUGGGGGCGGAAGAAUGUGAGGAAAUCUCCUUCAACAGAAUCUGUAGAUUCUUCUGGGGAGGAAGAGCUUGCCAUCCAAAGACUGGAGAUUGCGAAGAAUGAUUUGCGCCACAGGAUUGCAAAAGAGGCGAGAGGCAAUGCAAUUUUGCAAGCUAGCUUGGAGAGAAGAAAGCAAGCUCUGCACGAGCGUCGAUUGGCUCUCGAACAAGAUGUUGCAAGACUGCAAGAACAAUUGCAAGCUGAGAGGGAUUUGCGCGCAGCGCUGGAAGCCGGUCUGAGCAUGUCUUCGGGGCAGUAUCCUCCCUCGCGGGGCAUGGAUUCCAAGACAAGGGCCGAGCUCGAGGAAAUAGCGCUGGCCGAGGCGGACGUGGCCAGAUUGAAGCAGAAAGUCACCGAACUGCACCAGCAGCUAAAUCAGCAACGGCAGCAUCACUACGGCUCUCUUCCUGAAUCGAGCGACAGAUAUCAGCAACCCGCCAUGCAUAAUCCCCAGCAGAAAUAUUUCCAGCAAGAUUUCGACACGACGCUCGCGGUUUGUAACCAUGAAAGGAAACAAAGAACCGAGGAGCUGUCGGGAAUAGAUCCGAGAAACAUCAAAACCCAAAUGGCGAAGCCGUCUCGGAAGCAGCUAUUUGAACCGACCGACUCCAAAAGCAGCGAGGCGUCGACGAGUCUAUCCACCGGAAAUCUCGACGCUUCUGUCGACUCUGUUUCUGCUUCUCUACCGUCCACUUCUCGGGCAGCCGAGAUGAUGGAGUACCCGCGGCAUCAAUCAUCAGCUGCGUCGUCGACUCUGGUGGAGCUAACGUCGCGGCUUGACUUCUUCAAGGAGCGUCGAUCGCAGUUGAUGGAACAACUCCACAACCUCGACCUACACUACGGGACGACGCCGCAAGAUUUUGUGUACAAGUUGUCGUCUCCUCCAUGGAACUGAGCUGAGCUGAACUGAUCAUGGUAAUCUUCUUCUUCUUCUUGUUCUUGGUUAUUGGAUAUCUUCGUUCCCUGAGUGGUUCUUGGUUUGUGUCUGUGACUGUGAGUGGUCGGACAAUGUUGUUGUGUGCGUGGUCGAUGCGAUGGUACAUAAAUUUCGUGUUUGUAUGAGGAAGAAGAUGAAGGAAUGAUGUUGUUUAUGUAAUUAGGGUUUGUAAUUUGUUGGAUUCUUUCAUUGCAAAAGAUAUUGCCAAUAAGCAUGUUGCUUUAAUUUGCUGUAUAUACUAGUUUGAACUAUGUGUAGGCGUGUUUGGUUUGUGUUAUUAUAAGUUUUGGUUGCUGUUUAUUCAACAGCGAAACAAUGGUAUUUUGUAUAUAGAAUUUGUAUAUUAUUAUAGUCAACAGAGUUUCUUUA